GUUUUUUAAAAAUGGCGACUUCGGGAAUAAUAAAGACAGUUGCGAAGCACAUUCCCCUGAUCAAGUUUCCUAAUCGUUUGGCCGCUGCCGCAAUGGCGGCAACCCAGCAGAGCAAGCAGCCAUCUUCAUCGGCGUCUGCUAAAACAGCAAGGGGGUCCGGUCUGCCCGAGUCUACCCUUUCAAUGAGAUUCAGACGGAGACCUUUGGAUCAAGUUGAAAUUGAUUACGUUUUGCGAAUUCCUAGAAGAUUUAAAAAAGCAUUUUAUUCCGAGAUGAUCAGCGCUAAUCCGGACACAGCCCAUCCUCUAGCUCCGGAUUUUUCAUUUCAUCUAACUUACGACAAAAAUAAAGUUAAAAUAUUCCACGACACGAAUUGCAGUUGCAUUUACCGAAUAUAUAUGUUACCUCCGUUUUCGAGUUAUUUGAACAAAGUCGAUUUACUAAAACCUCAAGAUUUGAAAAAUUUAUUUUUGGAGAUAACUUUAGAUGAUGUCACAACCAUUUAUAGUUUAACUGAAAUUUUGGAAGGUGAAAAAGGACCGUUUCUCAGUCCAGUAAGCUCGAAAAAUUCGAAACCAUUAUCCGGUAUUGGGUCUUACACGCCGUUCUGUUACGCUAAAAGUGCUUCGAUUCAUUACGUCGACGAUAACGAAUAUCCGACUAAUUUGUUGAACCUCACCGUCAGUUGCGUGGCUAACGAGUUAAAGUGCCCAAUAAAACAGUACACGACAGUUUCUUACAUGAAAUCUUCGUGUUUGCCUGAUGAACAGUCGACAUUCAGUCAACUAAACAAAGAAAACUUUGCGAAUUUGGAUUAUUUGGUCGAGUAUUUUAAAUAUCCUGAAAACUACGGUCCGCACGAUGAUGACGGGUGUAAUUUGGUUGCGAAGAUUUCAGUAGGAAAAACAAAAUCAUAA
This is a messenger RNA of Helobdella robusta, 917 nucleotides long. RefSeq lists its product as hypothetical. Bases 12 to 917 code for a protein of 301 amino acids. The record is from RefSeq and is a predicted model, not a curated record. NCBI's taxonomy places the organism in Eukaryota, Metazoa, Annelida, Clitellata, Rhynchobdellida, Glossiphoniidae. The transcript is spliced from 4 exons.